GCGUUUUGUCGCCGUCGCUGAGCGUGCGCAGUCGCGGGUUGUCGGUUGUCUGCCCGUUGUUCCGUUCUGGGAGUACAUUGAGUAAGAAUAAAGAAUGUCACUGAUGGUGCGAUUACAAGGUCUUCCACCGUCUGCAGACGCCAUUCACAUUCGAGAUUUCUUUACCGGAUUGAAGAUUCCGCAAGAAGGUGUUAAUAUUAUUGGUGGGGUGCAUGGAGAGGCGUUUGUUACAUUUGAGAACAGCUAUUAUGUUUCCGUGGCUGUUAUAAGGUCAGGACAACAUCUGAUGGGUUCUCCUGUCCACAUUUCAGCUGUAUGUGAGUCUCAGUCUGUCCCCGGUUAUGUCCGUGUAUCGUUUAGACCCUUAGAUGCGACACUUUCUGAUGUAAAAAAGUUUUUCAAAGAGUUGUCUGUGGAAAGUGUUCUUUUCUUAACAGCAAACAGAGUGAGGAACGGCGACGCCCUUAUAAAAUUCGGAAAUAUAAUCGACGUCCAAAAAGUCCUGUCAGCAUUUUCGUCACCUAACAAUAAAAUCCCUAUUAAUAAAUUCAAAAAUCUAAAGACCUUUACCGUCCUAACUGCAAGGAAGUCACAUGAAACGGAAUGGGUCCGGUGCUGUGGUAAGAAGCUUUGUAAGAAGACCAGUCAAGCCAGUUCAGCUUGCAAGCUUAAACCAGAAAUGCCCAGUGCUAAGGGCCCCACAGUUCACAUUCGCGAGUGUUAUGCGCAUCUGGUGAAUGUAAGUCCUCGGGCCAAACGAUCACACAUAAGGAAGUUUUUGCACAACCUUGUCGUUGACUCUCAGAUAACAUUUGUGUACGAUAAAGGUGGCAAUAGACUACGGGAAUGUUUUGUGAUGUUCGGAAUAGAAAAUGAUUACGUACGGGCCCUGGAGUUGGACAAAGCAGUCUUCAAGGGUCAUCGUUUGCGAGUGUUGCCCGUCUCCAAAGAAAGUAUGAUGGACAUCAUUCAACGUAGGAAAGAAAUGGCCCCAGGGAAUCCAGGUGCGGAGGAAGAAGCGACAGAUCCGAACACAAAAUACUUAUAUGUAAGAAACUUUUCAGCUUGUGUGGAUAAAUGGGAUGUGCUCGCCUUUUUCACUGGGUUUUCAUUGACCGAAAAGGACAUAUGCCUGUUGUAUGAUAAUAACGGGGACAGUCUCGGUGAAGCUCUUGUCAAAUUUGCAUCCAAAUGGGAAGCGAUAAAGGCUGAGAAAUUAAACCACAAAAGAUACCAAGGCACAGAGAUCCUGUUGAGGCGCAUCUCUCGGAAGCAGCUGAAAUGUUUCAAUGUUGACUCUUUCCUGAACCAUUCGACAGACAUGUCGGACACAGAGGUGACUGGAGCAGAUGUAUGUGUGAGCGAGGUGGAUGACUCGCCGGAAGCCACCUCGGAUAAUAUGCAGUGACUUAAGUGCACCAGGUGGACUGUGGACAUUCAUUGGGUUGUGCACGAAGACCACACUUGUAAGGAAAUGAAUGCAUCUGCUGUUCUGACUGAUUCUAGGUUCCUUUUGUUGGAGGUUCAAAAUAAAACAUUUGUUAAAAACCUACAUUAUAUGCCAAAAACCUGGCACACAAAGUAUUAGAAAUCCAAAGUAAUAUAGUGAAGAUGUUCUGUGCAUUCAGGAUGGAGCUGGUAAAUUGCAGACCGCUGACACAAGAGCAGAUAUGGGAAAUUGGCAUGUCAGUAAGGUGUUGAUUCAGAAUGAAAGGGGUUGUGCAAUGGCUUAAUAUUGAUGGCCUGUCGUCAAGAUGGGUCAUCAAUAUCAGAUCGGUGGGGGUCCAACCCUCGGCACCUCUGUUUGAAGUGGUCAUGCAAGAGCUGCUUCCUUUUUAAAACUACCAGUGCGCUGCCUUCUAUGCAAUGGCGGAGCAGUGUUAUUACAACUGCUUGUCCCAUUUACUUGAGGAUAGGUCAUCAACAUUAAGCCACUACACAACCCCUUUAAGCAAAACCGCAGGGAAUUUCAAUGUGUUAUUUAAAGUGCAUCUGUCAUCACGUACCAGUAGGUGAAACGUCGGCCACUGUACAUAAGGGUCUGAUGCUAUCUCU
This is a messenger RNA of Bufo bufo (common toad), 2055 nucleotides long. RefSeq names its product RNA-binding protein 12B-like. Bases 95 to 1408 code for a protein of 437 amino acids. Gene Ontology annotation, biological process: regulation of RNA splicing. Gene Ontology annotation, molecular function: RNA binding. The record is from RefSeq and is a predicted model, not a curated record. The transcript has 2 exons. Lineage: Eukaryota; Metazoa; Chordata; Amphibia; Anura; Bufonidae. Gene Ontology annotation, cellular component: ribonucleoprotein complex; nucleoplasm.